Messenger RNA from Dentiscutata erythropus, 1482 nucleotides. NCBI's taxonomy places the organism in Eukaryota, Fungi, Glomeromycota, Glomeromycetes, Diversisporales, Gigasporaceae. The record is from the annotation of a GenBank genome assembly.
AUGUCACACGUAGUAGGAACUAUCAAAUGUGUGGGAAGCUCUUCGGACUCCUUGGACUCGCGUAUAAAUCGUAGUUCUACUGAACCUAAAUAUUUGGAUGGUGCUACGAAAUUGACGUACGUAUCAGGUUUCGAUGGCGAUUACAUUAAACUUGAGGAUUUGCUUCAAAAGGACCAUCUCAAAGACGCGUUCCUAUGCGCGUUAGCUGUUGAUUUGGAGUGGCUAUUAACCAAAUUACCUGAAAAAAUUCUUAUCGUAAUUGCAAAGCAUUGGGACUCUGAGCAAGAAGCUGAGGGAGUGUACAUUUUGCCGGGUACCAAUGUAUUACUUGUUCAUCCACCACUUGCGAACGCACCAAUUGGGUGCUUUCACGCAAAAUUAAUGUUAUUAUUCUUCGAUGGAUGGAUGAGAGUAGUUGUCGCUUCAGGAAAUUUAAUACGUUAUGAUUGGGAGACCAAUGAAAAUGUUAUAUUCGUUCAAGACUUCCCUAAAGUUCAGGCUACGGAUUCAAAUAAUGACAAUCUUCAUCCAUUCGCUCAAGAUAUCAAAAAUUUUAUCUUAGCAAUGGGUCUUAAAAAUCAUAUUGUUAAUAAACUUCCGCAAUAUGAUUUCUCAAGAGCAAAGGCGAAACUUGUUGCUUCUAUACCGGGUGUAUACAAAGGGAUUGAAAACAUCAAAAAAUAUGGUCAUGGGCGUUUGUGCAAAGUUGUCCAGGAAAUCUGUGGCCCAAAUGAAAAUAUUAUAUUAGAAUGCCAAACUUCGACUCUUGGUGGUCUUAACGCUGAUUUUCUACGUGAGUUUCAUCGAUCUGCAAGUGGGAUUGAUCCAGAAAUUUCAAAGCCGCGUACUAAAAAGAGUCAAGGAGUUGAGAGGCUAUUACCUCAAAUGACAAUGGUUUAUCCGUCUAAUCGUACUGUUUCGUCAUCUAAAUAUCCGAAAGCGGCCGGUGCUGCACUCUUUUUUGGAAAGAGUAAUUAUACCAAGGAUACUUUUCCUAAAGAAAUUCUUAGAAAUUGUGUAUCCAAACGAGAUGGAAUUUUGACGCAUUCAAAAUUCGUCCUGGCACGUUAUACUCAACAAGAACAGCCAAAAGAUUCACAAAAGCGUCAAAAGACAAAUAAACUCAACAGCGAUGUUAUUCGUGGUUCAAGUGAAUUUACACGAAAAUCUUAUGUAUCAGAGGAAACAAAUAUAGAUUCACAAAUUACGAUCAAUGACCAAGGCAUAAAUCCUAUUAGAGGAUGGUAUUAUUGUGGAAGCCACAAUUUUACAAGUUCCGCUUGGGGGAAGAUAUCUACCUCUCGUGAGACUAAAGGGCCUCAGUUAAGAAUUAAUAAUUGGGAAUUAGGUAUCUUUUUUCCAAUUAGAGGGAGUGAAAACGAUCAGGGAGAUUGGUUUACGGAAAAUGGUGUCCCAGUGCCGUAUCAAAGACCACCAAGGCGUUAUGAUCCAAAUGACACUCCUUGGUUUUCUUUUAAUUAA